This is a messenger RNA of Psylliodes chrysocephalus, 756 nucleotides long. The record is from the annotation of a GenBank genome assembly. Lineage: Eukaryota; Metazoa; Arthropoda; Insecta; Coleoptera; Chrysomelidae.
AUGCAAAGCACUAUUUUUUCUCGAAAAAUAGCAAAAAGAAACCAAAGAAAGAGGGAACGAUCCCAAGAAGCUGGAGAACAAUUUGAAAAACGCCCAAAAUUAAAGUCUAAAGAUACUGCAUCUGGGCCAGGAGAUUCUGAAAAUAAGACUAGGAAUGAUCCUGGAAAGUUGCCUGACUCUGAUCCCCAACCCUAUUGUUCUUCCACAACUGAAGACAUUUCAAAAUUGAAAAUGAGGGUAAAUCUAAUAGCUUUUGCUAGGGAGUGCGAUCGUUACGGUGUUUCAGACAGAAGCGCUGCAUCACUUUCUUUCGCUCUGUUACAAGAUUUGGGCAUAAUUAAUGAACAAGACACUUCUGAAAUAAUAGAUCGAAAUAAAGUUCGUCGUGAAAGGGAAAAGCAUAGGAAAGAAUUGCAAAAUAAGAACAUGGAGGUAGUAAAAGCGUUAUAUUUUGAUGGACGGAAAGAUAAAUCCCUGACACACACUAAGAAGGGCGAUAAGUAUUACUAUAGUACCAUUACAGAAGAGCAUAUAUCCUCGGUAAAAAAGCAGGGUUCCAUUUACUUCGGCCAUUUAGCCGUAUCAUCUGGAUCAGCUGUCGUCAUCAAAGAUGCCAUAUUGAACUUCUUUAAUAAAAAAGAAAUAUCGAUUGAAUCGUUAAUAGGAGUUAUAUGUGAUGGCACUAACGUCAACACAGGAACAAACGAAGAAAUAAUAAAACUCUUAGAAAUUGCCCUAAAUCGCCCUCUUCAAUAG